AAUGCUCUGCUAGCUAACAGUUAGCCUCCAAUCUCAAAGUACUCGCAGCGGCAGACAGUCUCCAAAAUGCCGAGGCAACAGGAUUGGCACGAUAAGGAUUUAGGGUCCAGCUGUUAAAUGUGUUGACUGGUGCCUUAUCAUACAGGCAACUUUUAGGACAUUAUGCCAGAGAUGACUGAAACUCAGACACCUGGUCGUAAACCCAAAAAGAAGAAAAACAAAGAAUCUCACAAUGCAGUUGAGAGACACAGGAAAGAGAAGAUUAAUGCUGGGAUUAACCGCAUUGGUAAUCUUCUGCCCUGUUCCCAGGCACUUAAACAGAGUAAGAACAUGAUCUUGGACCAGGCCUUUCGCUACAUCACUGAGCUGAAGAAACAAAAUGAUACAUUGCUUCUGGAAGGAGGAGAUAAAGUCCAAGCGGAGGAGAUUCGUCGGCUGCGGCGUCAGAUGGAGGAGUUGAGGAGGGAGAGCGCUCACUACAUUGAGCUCCUCAAAGCCCAUGAUAUUAAUAUCCUAGAGGACCCCACAAUUCACUGGAAGGGCAAACAGCGUUGUGCCAAGGUGGCAAAGGUGACCCCUACUCACCAACUCCCAAAGGGGAUCAUCGUCUAUUCCAACGGCAAUGUGAUGUGCCCAGCAGGGAAGGAGACGAGCCCAGCGAAACAGCCCUCUGAAACAAUAAUUCUUCAGCCACCUUCUGAGGUCAGUGCCAGGUUGAGGGUUAAUGGAGCCGUGCUGCAAGUUAAUACCUCGUCCUCCACCCCUGCUCUUCUCCCUGGUUCGACCGCCACACCCAUCCAAUCUACACCAGGCCUGAGAAUGAUAGAGCAGUGUGUGGUCGAGACACCGGCUGCAGCCCCCACUCUGCCACCCUCUGUGUCUUACAUCACCCUGCAGAUCCCUGCUGCCACCGCAGCCCUGCCCCAACAACCACAACCUGCCGCUCCAGCCCCAACCCUCACCAUAGCAGCCACACCAGCCUCACAGCUUCUGACUGAAAGCCCCGCUCAGCCUAAUCUCACUACGCUUACCCAAGCUAUAAACACAUCCAGAGCAGCAGCCUCAGAGGUUUGCUCUUGGGUCACACAGGACACUGCCAUGAGGACUAUAAGUUACACUGCUAUUCCCAAUAGCCAAACCCUUCUUAGAGCUGGGGCGGCAGGCAGCACACAGACAACCUGGACAACGCUGCAGAUGGCAGGAAACACAGUGCAGCCAGUCUGCCAGAGUCUUCCCACCCCAGAGGUCAUCAACACCACCCAGGCUGUCCAGCAGGUCACUGUGUGUCCAAUGGGCAACAAACCUUCUGUUCAGCCCAUUCAAAUACAGAUGCAACCACACGUGCCUGUACAGCAAGCACCCAUUACAGCCCACAUUCAAGCGCAGCCCUUUCAGAGACAGCCCCAGCUACGGCCAGCGAUCCUGAACCAGGCACAGCCUCAGAGUGUUCUGGCUCCCCAGCCACAGUGUGCAGUUCUCUCCCAGUCAGCCAUAGUGCCCCAGCCAGGUGUGGUGGCCCAUCCUGCUGUCGUGUCAUCACAGCCCCAGCCUGCUGUACUUCAGCCAGCAUCAUUGGUUCCCCAUCCUUCAACCGCCCUCAUACCUCAGCCUCAGCCCAUCUCUCAGCCAGCCCUGGUGCCCCAGCCACAGGCCACUGUGCUGCCCCUCCUUCAGACCAUGCAGGUGCUGCAGGUCAACCCAACUGGAGGGACAGUCGCAGCAGUGACAGCACCACAGAACACUAACAACCCAAGUGUGGUCAUCCUGCAGCAGGCAGGUUCUUGCCCAACCCAGUCAGUCGUAAGGGAGGAAAUACCCAAUCAGACACCGUGUCAGCAUAUUGUAAUUAUCCAAGCACCCAAUCAGGUUGCUCCUGCCCCUCAAAAUCCUCAGGUUGGCAUGGUGCCUGCUGCUGUGCCUACUGCAGUACCUGUUGUGUCCACUCAAAUACCCACAACCAGCUGUUCAACAUCUGCCACUUCCCUACAGAGUGUUGGAGGAAAGCAACUGGUGCACAUUCUCCCACGCCCUGUUCAGCCUCAAAUUAACCAUCCCGUUCAGGUCACACAGGCUUCCUCUUCCCCACCGGUUCCCCCAACCCCACAGACUAUCACUGUGAACGGUCAGGUGUUUGCCUUGCAGCCCAUGAAGACGUCUGACAAAUCCAGCUCCCAGGCCGGCCAGAGUACACUCCAGCUGGUCCAGCCCACCACCACUGAGGAACCAACUACUAAUGUGGCCCUCAACAGUUUAGGUGCACUCAGCAGUCUCAAUCAGAGCAUCUCUCAGGGCCUUCCACUCACUAUUUCUAGUCAGAACAUUAUUCAGCCUCCAGCUGCUCCAUCAUCAGUAGUCCAGCAGAAGCAGCCACCUGCUCCACCAUCCAUCCCUGGAACUGCACUUGCUCUACCUGCCCGGCAGCUACAGGUCCCUGGUUUGAACCCAGUCAAAUCAGGCCCGGUGGUUAAUGCCUCUAAGCCUCCAGGAAAAAGGCUUCGCACACCUUUGAAUAUAAAGAGGGCAACAGCUAAAAGGGCUAAACCAGUCAAGAAAAAGGAGCUCAGUCAGGCUCCGCCUGCUGCUGCUGUUUAUGCCAAACCUGUGGUUGCUGCAGGAGAAAUACAGACAGGUCAAGUUUCAGUAACUCAAGUUUUACAGUCCCCGGCAAUGAAAGUCACAGAAAUUCCCCCCACUUGUACCACAGUUGUUACAACUACAGAUUGUAGUGAAGCUGUAGGGAAUGUCACCUCUUCACAAAACACUCAAUUAAUGAUUGUGUGUAGUUCAUCAAGUGAGUCAACUGUACUUAGUCAAUCUCAUUCACAGAGCAAAAUCUCUGUCAGUGCAACUCAAACAGAUGUUGUAUUCAGUCACACUAACACUGGUGGUGUGGCAACUGCAGUUACAACUGUCAGUGCCACAUCGGUCAAGCCAACAGUUAGUGCAGCUGUGUCCACUGAGAGUAAACCAGCUGUAGCUUCUGGCAACAACUCAACUGUAACCAAACUCUCAGUUCCAGAGGUUAAACAACCGACCACCAGUUCAGCAACUAGCACAACACAAAGUAAGUCAGCUGCCACCACGGCUGUUUCUAAACCAAGCAAACCUGUGGUCAGUUCUGCAGGCACUACUGAGACUCUGUCCACCACCAUUUCUACUGCAUGUCUGACUCCAGCGUGCACCAGCAGUAUCCCAACAACUGCACCAGUAUCUUUAAAUCAGGCUACCCAACCAACUUCAGUAUGUCGUGCACUGGUAUCUAACACCCAAGAUCCUCUGCCCUGUAGUAAACCUCAGUCUCAGCCCACAACUUCACCCUUGGUAACCACAACUGCAGCACUCACAUUACCUGUGUCAACAUUUUCUGCAGCUCACAGCUCUGUUACAACCCCUACGACAAGUUCAGAGUUUAGGAAAAGGGUCACGACCAAUAAAGCAUCAACGCAGCAGCCGGAUGUGAAUAUGCCCAACCCCGCCCCCUGCCAUCCUGCUGAAGUCAAACCACCCCAGCCUCCAAGAAGAGACAGGGAGGCUCAGGUAGACGGACACUCCACAGCAGCAGAGAAAGAUGGCAUGGUGGCUGCAACUUCUGGUGCCCCCUCUAGAAAGGAUUUUGCUCUGUCACAACAGGUAUACACCAACCUCGACGAUCAAACUAUAGAACACCCGAUGACAUCUAGCAGACAGACAGAUUCUCCCAUGGCUUCAGGGGCCGGGGGAGGCAGAGGGUUCUCCGUGGCAUCCAUGCUUCCUCAGGGCCACACUAUUAGUGCGUCAUCUGGCUCCUUUGGAACAUUUACAUUCACCUCUGAGCAGGCAGAAAUGCUGGCGUUGGCCAUGCUAGAACAGGACAGUCCAGGAAGGCGGAGUGGAGGCUGCUCUGGAAACAGUGCUUCAACAAACCCAACCGCAGCCACAUGGGAGCCUCCGAAAACCCCAGCAGUGUCUAGCAGUAAAGACAGGGGCUCAACUGGACAGCAGGUAAAAGUGACUAAACCCAUGGACACAGUAACCGGUAAACCUGCUGCCCCUGUCAGAGCUCAGGCUGGGGAGGCGCCCAAUGGAAGCAGACAUCAACAAAACAUCUCAUACUCCCAGUCUCAGCCUCUCCCCCAGGUCCAGUCUCAGAGCUCAUCCCAGAGCGGCACUAGCCUCAGUGUAAACAACCUGAUCAGGCCCAGCUCCAUUCAGCAACCCUAUCCUGGCUCUCCCAGUCUUGCUGGCCAACAGGUCUCAGUCCCCUCACCUGUAGGGACUUCAGCCCACAUAUCCCAACCCUCAAACAACACCCUCUCACCCUGCCCAGGUGCAGCCCAACUAAAUGAGUACACCCCCUUAAAGACUGCAUUAAUGAGGGCUCAGGCUGGACUUGGUGGUAGUGAGCGACAAGUUAAGAUCAUCUCCAAGCGGCAGGCCCAGGAGGAGGUGAUGCUAAACACUGGAAAACGUCCCAAGCCUUGCCCUCCUUCAGCUACCACUGUUAGCCACAUGGACGUGAAAGCACCAGACCACAGCCAGAUGAUGGUGGGACAGCUGCCCCCCACGUCCUCAGCUGUCAUGACAAGGAUUAAUUCAGAGAGCGGAGGCCCCCUCUUCUCCACAAACUCUUUCAUGAGCCCCGUAGUUCGGCCCACGGAUGGCCACUGCCCUCCUCAAGGACCCCCUGAGCAAAACCAACCAGGUGUGCUUCACCUGCCGCAGGGUCAUCCACAGCAUGCUGCGACCCAGCCUGGCCAGCACCUGGGAGGAAACCUCUACAUGAAGCAGCAGCAAGAGCAACAGAGACAUCAUCUGUAUCAUCUGCAGCACCACCUGACGCAGCCUGACGCCGCACAGCGCCACUCACUACACCAGAGGGCGCUUCAGCAGCAGGAGCAGCAGCAGCAUGUGCAGAAGAAACGGGGACUUGUCAGAGGCAGUCAAAGUGGUUCACCUGCUGGCUUGCAACAGAAGCAGCACCAUUUGGAGAAAUCUGGAGUUCAGCAGCAGCACUCACAUCAACAACAACAACAACAGACGCAGCAUCAGCAGCACGCACAGCCGCCGCAGCAGUCACAGCAGCAUCAACAGUCACACCAACAAUCACAACAGCAUCAACAGCCAACACAACACCAACAGUCACAUCCACAACAGCACCAACAGCAAACGCAUCAACAGCAGCCACAGACACAACAUCAACAACACCAACAGCAGCAGCAGUUACAGCAGCAGCAGCAGAGCUCCCACUCCAGACACCAGCAGCAUCUACAGCAGCAGAUCCAACAGCAGCAGCAGCAGCAGCAGCAGCACUUUAGACACCAGGAGAAGAGCUGUGAGGCCCAGGCAGCAGGAUCUAGGGCCCACCACAGCAGCCACCUGGCCCAGCAGGAGCACCUCAAGCCUGGACAAGAUCAUAGUGCUAUGCAGAGGAUGAUGAGCACUCGGACUCUGGAGCAGCAGCUCAUCCCUCCUCCCAGCAACCCUGUGUCCCGCUCGUCUGACCUGGCCUGCGCUCCGACACGGCAGGAACGCCACCGUGUUUCCAGCUACUCCGCAGAAGCACUCAUCGGUAAAAGUUCCACCAGCGGUGAACAGCAACAGCGCAUGGGUCUCCACCUUCAGCCUGGCCGUGGUGCCACACAGGAGCAGCCAGACCUUCGCGGUUACUUGGACACAUCACGCGGGAAGGCCAACAUCGCACACAACCCACAGAACCGCCUGCCCUCUGACCAUCCAGGACCCGCUGAUGUUCAGCGGGUCUCAGAGUGUCCACCAUUCAAGGCCAUGGGGGGAGGAGCCCAUCAGCUUGGUGGUUUUGAGGCUCAGGUUUCUCGUGGGAGUGACAUGGCCCCGAAGUCAGUGCCGUCUUCCCAGAGGGGCCCGCAGGGACAACAGCAGGGCGGGUUUAGGAUGGGUGUCGGCCCUCCAGCGGACGGUAGGAACCGCUACAGUGCAGCUCAUCCCGGCUCACAGGGAGUACAGGUCGGCCUCCCGCGGGAGCAGGAAGGUUGUCACCAGAGUUUCAUGCAAAGCCUCCUUUCCCCUCACCUGCCUGAGCAGAGCAACCACCAGCGAGCAGUGCAGUGCUGUCCCCCAGUCAGCAUGGAGUACAGCUGCGUGCCGGGAAGCUCUUCAGGAGACAUACAGGCCAAGGCGUCCAGCCCCAGUGUGCCCCAGACACAGAAGGCUCCAGCGAUGCGGCUCGGAGAGGGCAACAAGGGCCACAUUUCUCAGGUCAGCAGUAAUAUGCAUGGAGGCCCAGGUGUGCGUGCAGGUCUCCCCCACCCUCCAACCCCACACAGCAGCUCUGAGCCCGGCCGCUCCUCAGCCCCUUCCAGACCUCCUACUGCAGUGAGCCAGCACUCUCGCCACAUCGCCAGAGACACUCAGCCCACCAAACUGAGACCUGGUGACCGGCCUCGAUCAGGAGCUCUGAGACAGAGCAACCCCUUUGAGCCUGAGGGCCACCUGCCUCUGCCGUCAGGAGGAGGCAUGCUGCUGAGCAGACCGCAGUCUGGAGGAGAGGCCCGACGCAGCACUAUCGUUCGCUUUAUGGCAGAUAGUGCUCAGGUUCCGAGCGACAACAAUCUGGUUCCUGACCAACACCUGACACAGAACUUUGGUUUCCCCUUUAUUCCAGAGGGAGGGAUGAAUCCUCCACCUCCCAUCAAUGCGAACUCCACAUUCAUCCCUCCUGUCAGCCAGCCCAACGCCUCCCGCACGCCGUCCCUUCUGCCUGUGGAGCCCCAGAACACUUUAUCCUCCUUCUACACUUCUUAUUCUCCAGCUGCUCACCCGAGCCUCCCCAGCGAUGUCACCCUCCAGUACUUAUCCAACCAAAUGUUUACCAGCCCGAGUGCCGACAAGGGCAGCGCUCCUCCGCUCAAUAACCGCUUUGGCUCUAUCCUCUCCCCACCUCGCCCUGUCGGUUUUGGCCAGCCCAGCUUCCCCUUGCUUCCAGAUAUGCCCCCCAUGCCCAUUGCCAACUCAUCUGGAAUCACCCCACACAUAUCCAACUUCAGCCUCACCUCGUUGUUCCCUGAGAUCGCCACAGGCAUGCCCACCGACGGUUCGGCCAUGCCGAUGUCUCCCCUGCUGUCUCUCUCCAACACGUCGGCUGCCGACUCUGGUAAGCAGCCCAAUCGUCCUGCCCACAACAUCAGCCACAUUCUGGGCCACGAUGGCAGCUCAGCCGUGUGAGGAGACGUCCUGCUGCAUUGUGAUGAACUGGGGUUCUGAAAUGAUGAGAUUUAUUUUCUAUUAGGGAUAUGUUGCUCUUUUAACUGUUCGAGUUCAGAAAGUGGUGAAGCACCUGAAAAAACGGUUUCUAGGUUGAAAUGACACCACGUCUGUCUGAUUGUUUACACGUUCACAGUUUCAAUCUCAAAUUUGUUCCGUUCGGCAUACUUGUGAUGUCAAAGUUAUAAUUUGUAAUAUUUCAGAAAACUUUUGAUUUUAAGGGCGCAGGAAAAUAUGAUUCCUUAAAACUCUUCAUUUGAAAUGUUGGUAAAACCGACUGUUUGGUAGUAAAACAAAAUCAAAUUUAGGUUUAGAACAUUAAUUGAUGUUUUCUGGAUCAUUAAGAAACCUUCUGCACAGUUACCUACCAAUGUAAUUUACUAACUUAUCAGGUUCUACUGUACAGAAUCAUUUUUUCCAAGAGCUAUUUUGUAAAUACCAAUGUUUCAUAUCAGAAUUGUUAGAUUAUGUAUGUAUUUGUAAAUACAAAAUUGAUUAAUAAAGUUUAUAAGGAGACAUUUGUA
Molecule: messenger RNA, 7742 nt
Organism: Plectropomus leopardus (leopard coralgrouper)
Lineage: Eukaryota; Metazoa; Chordata; Actinopteri; Perciformes; Serranidae
Gene: usf3
Product: upstream transcription factor family member 3
Biological process (GO): positive regulation of transcription by RNA polymerase II; negative regulation of epithelial to mesenchymal transition
Molecular function (GO): DNA-binding transcription activator activity, RNA polymerase II-specific; RNA polymerase II transcription regulatory region sequence-specific DNA binding; protein dimerization activity
Source: RefSeq, a predicted model, not a curated record